AUGGCCAGAGCAAAUUCCUCGCUGGUCACUGAAUUUGUGCUCUUGGGACUCACGGAUCGUCCAGAGCUCCAGCCCAUCCUCUUUGUGCUGUUUCUGGUGAUCUACUUGAUUACCGUUGGAGGAAACCUUGGCAUGUUGAUACUGAUCAGGAUAGAUUCUCGCCUCCAUACCCCUAUGUACUUCUUCCUUGCCGGCUUGUCGUUCUUGGAUUUGUGCUAUUCCACCAACGUGACUCCUAAUAUGCUGGUGAACUUCUUAUCGGAGAAGAAAACCAUCUCCUACGCGGCAUGUCUGGUCCAGUGUUAUUUCUUCAUUGCCAUGGUCAUUACUGAAUAUUACAUGCUAGCUGUGAUGGCUUAUGACAGGUAUGUGGCCAUCUGUAACCCUUUGCUUUACAGCAGCAAGAUGUCCAAGGGGGUCUGCAUUCGUCUGAUUGUCGCUCCAUAUGUCUAUGGGUUCCUGAGUGGUCUGAUGGAAACCAUGUGGACCUACCGCUUGACCUUCUGUGACUCCAAUGUUAUUAAUCACUUCUACUGUGCGGACCCACCCCUCAUCCGACUUUCCUGCUCAGACACUUUCAUUAAGGAGACGUCCAUCAAAGGAAACCUCACCUCAGUGUCUGAGUUCAUUCUCCUGGGCCUGACCAAUCGCAAGGAGCUCCAGCUCCCCCUCUUCCUGCUGUUUCUGGCCAUUUUCAUGGUCACGGUAGUAGGGAACCUUGGCAUGAUUGUGCUCAUUCAGGUCAACUCCAGGCUCCACACCCCCAUGUAUUUCUUCCUGAGCCACCUGUCCUUUGUGGAUCUGACCUUCUCUUCCAACGUGACUCCGAAGAUGCUGGAGAUUUUCUUAUCUGAGAAGACGACCAUUUCCUACUCUGCUUGUCUGCUGCAAUGUUACCUGUUCAUUGCCUUGGUCCAUGUGGAGAUGUACAUCCUAGCCGUGAUGGCCUAUGAUAGGUACAUGGCUAUUCACAACCCUCUGCUUUACGGCAGCAAAAUGUCCAAGAGUGUUUGCACCUGCCUCAUCAUGGUGCCUUAUGUGUAUGGAGCUCUCACGGGCUUCAUGGAGACCAUGUGGACCUACAAGCUGGUCUUCUGUGGCCCCAAUCAAGUCAACCACUUCUACUGUGCAGACCCACCAUUGAUCAAGUUGGCUUGCUCUGACACCUACAACAAAGAGACAUCAAUGUUUGUGGUGGCUGGGUGUAACCUUUCUUUUUCUCUCCUCAUCAUCCUGAUUUCCUACUUCUAUAUUUUUCCGGCUAUCUUGAGGAUUCGUUCUACGGAAGGAAGGCACAAAGCCUUCUCCACGUGUGGCUCUCACCUCACAGCUGUCUUCAUAUUCUAUGCCACUCUCUUCUUCAUGUAUCUCAGACCCCCCUCAAAGGAGUCAGUAGAACAGGGAAAAAUGGUGGCUGUGUUUUACACCACAGUCAUCCCCAUGUUGAAUCCUAUGAUCUACAGUCUUCGAAAUAAGGAUGUGAAAGAAGCCUUAGCCAAAGAACUAUUAAAAAGUAAAAUAUUUUCGUAA
Molecule: messenger RNA, 1530 nt
Organism: Erinaceus europaeus (western European hedgehog)
Lineage: Eukaryota; Metazoa; Chordata; Mammalia; Eulipotyphla; Erinaceidae
Product: olfactory receptor 5M8-like
Exons: 3
Coding region: 1-1530 (509 amino acids)
Biological process (GO): sensory perception of smell; G protein-coupled receptor signaling pathway
Cellular component (GO): membrane
Molecular function (GO): odorant binding; G protein-coupled receptor activity; olfactory receptor activity
Source: RefSeq, a predicted model, not a curated record